This is a messenger RNA of Pisolithus orientalis, 972 nucleotides long. RefSeq lists its product as uncharacterized. NCBI's taxonomy places the organism in Eukaryota, Fungi, Basidiomycota, Agaricomycetes, Boletales, Pisolithaceae. The record is from RefSeq and is a predicted model, not a curated record. The coding region runs from base 250 to 849 and encodes 199 amino acids. The transcript is spliced from 4 exons.
UGACUUCUGGGUUACUACUCGGCGCUCAACGUUCAGCGAUCAACCACCAUGCUGAUAUAUUUGGCUCACACGAGCUAUACUAGGUUAUAUACGCUUUAUUCAGGCGCCCAUGGCCUUUUUCCUGGCUGCGAGUCGUAUGCCUCAUUGCAAAUCGAAGGUAGCACAUAAAAGGAGAAGGUAAGGAUCUUCAGCUCAUGCCCUCACCUCCCUCCAGUCGUAGCCCAAUUUCUACAUCUUCGUCCUCUUACGAUGCGCCGGGAACACAAUUUCUUAACUCCCACUCAUCAGGACGAGAAAUAUACUCGCACACAACGGAUCUGUCGAUUUGCUUUCCUUCUCUUACUUGGCGCACCUUCGCUAGACGAGCUUGCUGAGAUCCCAGAGCCGGACUUCAAGGAACUCAGAGACCGUUUAAUUACUCGCAUGACAAACACGACCGUCGUUGCUGCCCUUGCAGUCUCGGCCACUGUGGCAUUUCUGACCACCACUCCCCCAACCCCCUAUGCAGCGUGGGACGAAGAAUUCCCAUACGCUUUUAUCGCAUGCGCUAGUGGGAGUGCUAUAUUGUCCGCUGCGAGUGGUCUUGGCUUAAUUAUGUACUUGGGCGUCAUGACCCACCAAUCUGUUAUGAGAUUGAAGGGCAACGUCCUCAAACGCUGGGCUGCUGUCGUGUUGAUGACGAUUCCAACUCUCUUCCUGUUUAUUACGGCGGGCUGUGCUUUCCUCGCAUGGCUUGGCGCUGUCUGGUACGGUAAUAAACUUUGGAUGAAGUUAACAAUGACCGCUUUAACCCUUGGCUGCUCAGCGCUCAUUGUGAUGCUGUUUCUGAUCAUUCCCAUGCUCUAUUAGUUCUGCUACCACAUCACAACGCCCAUCUUGUAGUCUCUGGAUACUUGGCAUUGGAAUAACGAAAUUCAUAUCUUGGAGGUCAUGUCCAUGGCAACAGCCACCGUAGACGCAAAAGAAUUUGUU